UCCAUGCCGCAGCUCACUAAGCCCACGCCGAGCAAAACCCUUGCCCCCCCGGGCCUUUAUAAUCCAAACCCUAGCGCAACUGACUCCUCCACCUCGCAGACAUCCCCGAGAAGAAGCCGCCGCCGACGCCGCCGACCCUCGCGCCGCCGCCACUUCUCCUCGGGGCGCAACCAUGGUGACCUCCACGAAGAAGACGAAGAAGUCCGGGGACAACAUCAACAACAAGCUGCAGCUUGUCAUGAAGAGCGGCAAGUACACGCUCGGCUACAAGACCGUCCUCAGGACCCUCAGGAACUCCAAGGCAAAGCUUGUGAUCCUUGCUAACAACUGCCCUCCACUCCGCAAGUCUGAGAUUGAGUACUAUGCUAUGUUGGCGAAGAUCACUGUCCACCACUACCAUGGAAACAAUGUUGAUUUGGGAACUGCGUGUGGUAAAUACUUCCGAGUCUGCUGCCUGAGUAUCAUCGACCCUGGCGAUUCCGACAUCAUCAACGCAACACCAGCUGGCCAGUAAACCUGUGCAUGCCAUUUUCAGUGUCUCGUCUGAUGCGUCAUCUAAGGUGGUUCUAGAGUGUAGUUCUUGCUGGACUUGAUUUGGUCUUCUGUACAUCAUUUAUCAGUCAAUCAAGUUUGAUGGGACUAUGGUUUUUCA
Triticum aestivum (bread wheat) is the source of this 652-nucleotide messenger RNA. Its product is annotated as 60S ribosomal protein L30. Gene Ontology annotation, cellular component: cytosolic large ribosomal subunit. The transcript is spliced from 5 exons. The record is from RefSeq and is a predicted model, not a curated record. Lineage: Eukaryota; Viridiplantae; Streptophyta; Magnoliopsida; Poales; Poaceae. Gene Ontology annotation, molecular function: structural constituent of ribosome; RNA binding. The coding region runs from base 173 to 514 and encodes 113 amino acids.